This is a messenger RNA of Toxorhynchites rutilus septentrionalis, 596 nucleotides long. It is a transcript of the gene Lamtor2, whose product is annotated as ragulator complex protein LAMTOR2 homolog. Gene Ontology annotation, biological process: positive regulation of TOR signaling; cellular response to amino acid stimulus. Gene Ontology annotation, cellular component: Ragulator complex. The transcript is spliced from 2 exons. Gene Ontology annotation, molecular function: guanyl-nucleotide exchange factor activity; molecular adaptor activity. NCBI's taxonomy places the organism in Eukaryota, Metazoa, Arthropoda, Insecta, Diptera, Culicidae. Bases 134 to 535 code for a protein of 133 amino acids. The record is from RefSeq and is a predicted model, not a curated record.
CACCGUUUGUCUAAUCAAAACAAAAACAAGUUUUUGUAUGAUUUUCGUUUGAUAUUAUUGUUAUCUCUCCGUUUUUGCUAUCGUCUCCCUGAAUAAAAUUCUUUUGAGUAAACUUUAUCGUACAUAGUUUACCAUGCUGAAACCAAUGGUUCUCACAUCAGUCCUAGCCCAGGCAAAUACAGGAGGCGUAGAAAGCACAACUCUACUGACACACGAAGGCGCACUGCUGGCAUUUUCGGGCAGCGGAGACCGGGACUCGACGAGGGCAGCAAUUGCGGACGCAACAAUAAAAGCAGCAAUCGCAAGCAAUGUUUGGUCCGCGUACGAAAAGAACGGUCGGAACGCGUUCCGGGAGGAUCGUCUCCAGUACGUGUUCCUGCAGUGCGAGACGGGCAAUGUGAUUAUCACCCAGGUGGCCAAUCUAUUGCUGUGUUUGUACGCGCGGGAUAACGUUGGUUUGGGACUGUUGAAGGAGAAGGCGCAUGCGCUGGCAAACUAUCUGGAGGGCCCGCUAAAAGAAAUUGCUACGCCGUAGACAUUUAUGUUUCUUUUUUAAAACCAGCAAAUAAAACGUUGAAUGAUUGUUCGUACCGAAA